Messenger RNA from Aureococcus anophagefferens, 1536 nucleotides. RefSeq lists its product as hypothetical. The coding region runs from base 1 to 1536 and encodes 511 amino acids. Gene Ontology annotation, molecular function: cysteine-type deubiquitinase activity. The record is from RefSeq and is a predicted model, not a curated record. NCBI's taxonomy places the organism in Eukaryota, Pelagophyceae, Pelagomonadales, Pelagomonadaceae. The transcript has a single exon.
AUGGACGCCCUCGGCGACGCCUUGUGCGGCUGCGGCGACGACGCCGUGGAGCUCGACGAGCGCGACGACCUGCCGCCGACGCUGAGCGCCUACGUGAUCAACGCCAUGCAGGCGCCCCACGAGGUGCUCGACGUGCACCCCAAGGCGCCGCCCUGGGCGACGCGCGACAACCUGCGCGUGAACUGCCUGCGGCUCCUGGCGAGGCGCGAGCGCCACUUCGAGGCCUACGUCUUCCGCGCGCUCGCGGCCCACGACGCGACGCACGGGUGCCCCGGCCUCGAGCCGCGGCCGGACCGGUGCGCGCCGCACGCGGCCGCGCUCGUCGCGCACGCGCUGCUCGCGGCGCGCGCGACGAAGCGCACGGAGGACCUCGUGCAGCGGCUGCCGCGGCUCGUGGGCGACGGCCACUUCGACGGGUCGCCCGACGACGCGCUGCACGCGCGGCGGCCGCUCGGCGCGCCGCGGUCCCGCCGGCGCCGCGCGUGCGGCCUGUUGGCGACGCGCUGCGUCGGCGCGCGCUGGGCGUUGGACCCGGACCGCACGGCGAUCCUCGAGUUCGACUUCGAGGUGUCCUACUGCGGCCGGGUCACGACCGUCGAGAGCGCGCCCGCGGAGGCCGUCGCGGACGCGCUCGCGCGGCUCCAGGCGACGGAGCUCCGGGAGCUGCGCCUCGUCGACGCCGCGUCCUACCGGGCGCUGAAGCCCCUGUGCCGCGUGCGCGGCCUGCUGCAGCGCGCGCGGAAGCAGGAGGACUUUCGGCGGCGGAAGACGCCCGCGGAGAUCGGCCGCGUCCUCGCGCGGCGCUUCAUGGCGCUGCACCGGUCCCUGGGCCUGCUUGUAGGCGCCUACAGCCCCGCGCUCCUCGAGGGCUUGCUGCGCGUCGACGUGGACAGCGUGUGGCGCGAGGAGGAGCCGCGCGUCGCGCGGAGCCUCGACCCGCCGCGGCCGACGGACCCGAGCGACGUGCUCUAUCUGGUCGACGAGGAGUGGCUCCGCGCCUGGCGGUCCUGGGCCUUCUACGCGCCGCCCAGGGGCGGCGACGCGGACCCGCCGCCGCCGCCGGGCCCGCUCUCGAACGCGCGGCUCGCGGCGCCGCCGCGGCCGCCGCUCGCGCCGUACGCGCUCGGCGUCGACUACCGCGCCGUGUCGCCGUCGCUCUAUGCCUACUUUUCCCUCUGCCACGGCGCGGCCGACGAGCCGGGCCUCGCGCGGCGGCGCGCGGACCCGAGCCUCCGGGGCGCGCGCGCGCCGCCCGCGCGGCCCCUGGCGAUCGCGCGCGUCGCGCGCUGCCUCAAGGCCGCGGCGCGCAACCGGCGGCCCGUCGUCGAGGCCGCGGAGGACGACGCCGACGACGGGCUCGACGACGUCGCGGCCGAGGUCCUCGCGGACGUCGCGGACGCGCUCCUCCCGGUGCCGCCGCCGCCGCGCGGGGGCGAGACGACGUGCUGCACGCCGGCGCCGAAGCCGCCCGACCCGGAGGCCGGCGUCGAGCUGCCGACGCUGUCGCCCCUGCACGACGCGCUGCGGGAGGCGUAA